UAUGAGAAGCCGCCAUGGGCGGGAGUCCCACCAGCAGACAAGUUUCCUUACUUCCUCGAGGUCCUGAAGAACGGAACCAUUGUUGAGAAGAUCGACUUGCAGAACAAAGACGCGUUCCUGGUCGGCAGGAACGCAGACGUGUGCGAUGUUGUGCUGGACCACCCUUCCAUCUCUCGACAGCAUGCUGUGAUCCAGCUCAAGGAAGAUGGAGAAGCGUUCAUAUACGACAUGAGCACUCACGGGACGAGGAUCAACAAGAAGCAGCUGAAGACGCAGGUGUAUGCCAAGAUCGGGGUAGGAGACGUGAUGCAGUUCGGA
Molecule: messenger RNA, 318 nt
Organism: Guillardia theta CCMP2712
Lineage: Eukaryota; Cryptophyceae; Pyrenomonadales; Geminigeraceae
Exons: 1
Molecular function (GO): protein binding; mRNA binding
Source: RefSeq, a predicted model, not a curated record